Molecule: messenger RNA, 1851 nt
Organism: Sclerotinia borealis F-4128
Lineage: Eukaryota; Fungi; Ascomycota; Leotiomycetes; Helotiales; Sclerotiniaceae
Source: the annotation of a GenBank genome assembly
AUGGCUUGGAUAGCAAGAGGUCAAUCCGGUUUCGUCCAAGACACCCCUGAUGGGCAUACAUCCGCAGUCCCCGCCAUUGCCACUCACCGCGGGUCCCUCUGGAGUCUUUGGAGCGACCCCUCUGGCGACUUAUACUAUGCCAUCGGCGACAAUGACACUUUCCAACCCCGAGUGCGUUUUCCCAACCAAGGAAUUCCAGUUAUGGCCGAGUUACUCGGUCGUCUACAUGCCGUGAUCGUCAGAGCAGAUGGUGAAAUCGCUCAUUAUGAAUAUAACGAUGUAGAUAAAACAUGGGGUAUGCCUACUAUCCUCGAUAAACAGUCUGGCUUGUGGACAAAUACCACACCGGCGCUGAUAAGCCAUCAUAAUAAUUUGAUGAUGGUGUAUAUCCAGAAUACGUAUUUAUAUUACUCGACAUGGACAUUAGAUUCCGAAGACCAGCCGGUAUGGAAAUAUCCUCAGGAAGUGAGUGGAAUUAGUAAGGUAUCUGGAAUACCUGCCAUGUUCGUGUUAAAGGGGGAUUUGCAUGUGCUUUGUGCUUCGUCGGAUGAAAAUCAUUUGAUUCUUGGCUUCAGGUAUUCGUUGCCGGAGGAUGUGUGGAAUUCUUGUGAUGAUGUUAGUGAAGGAAAAGCUGCACAGGGUGUUUCCGCUACGUCGUUUGGUGACAGUGCGUUUUUGGCUUUUCUGGAAGAUGGCCCCGGGGAUACUUCUCAUGUUAUUUUUAUGAGUGAGUAUAAAGAUGGGAUGUGGCAUCCUCAAGAGGCCAUUGCUGGUCAGACUUCUUUUGACCCUCCACAAUUGGCUGUGCUCAAUGGGAGGGUUAAUUGUAUAUUCAAUUCCAAUGAUGAAAGUAGGGAAUUAUUGUGGUAUUCUAGAUCGUUGUUGGAUUACUCACUCAGUUCUUGGAUGGCGGAAAUUCCAGACGAUACUCUGUUAUCAGAUAUGACCAUUCCCGGAACCCACGAUAGCUGUGCCGAAUCCAACAUUCCCUUCGUGCGCACGCAAUACCUCUCCAUCGCCGCCCAACUAUCCGCCGGUCUCCGCUUCCUCGAUCUCCGCGUCCGCGUGCACACAGAAGAUGGACAACUCUACAUGUACCACGGCGGCAUCCCCAUCAACAUGCCCUUCUAUCUCAAAUUUGAUUUCGUCAUGCAAGAAGUAUUUGAUUUUCUAUCCCAACACAGUCAAGAAACCGUGCUGAUCUCCAUCAACAACGACGAUACCUCAGGCAAAGAACCCCCUUUAGUAUUUUACUCUGCGGUUGCUAAACACAUUACUUCCAUCCCUCCAUAUCCUUCCGGACAACCCCGCUGGCUCACAUCCAACGCCCCAUCUACCCUUGGUUCUGCGCGCGGCAAAGCAGUACUACUCCGUCGCUACAAAUGCGAUGAAGAUACAUCACCUGAGGAUAAAAUGGGUUUGAAUCUUAGUGGAUGGUUAGUCAACAAACCCGAUUUCACAUUAGAAACAGAAAGCGGAUGCACAAUCCAUCUACAAGAUAAAUGGCAAUACUCCGACAUCAUCCCCCUCAAAGGUUUGAUUUCGAGUAAAUACGAUUUCGUACUUCACAUGUUGGGAAAAGCUAGGGAUGGAGCCAAGGAAGAUUGGUACUUGAAUUUUAUGAGCGCGGUGGGAGAUCCCGUGCAGAGGGGUGAGGUGGCUGAGAGUCAUUGGAUAGCAGUCGGCGCCCACAGUAAGUUCCACCGCACCUACAUCCAAGGCAUGAACCCAACGCUCCGCGCAAACUUUAAUUGGGGGAUCCGCAAACGCUAUGGGGUACUCGCUAUGGAUUAUCCGGAGUUGCCUAAGGAUUCCGACUUGGUCGCGUUGAUUAUUGGGUGUAACAUGUAG